AUGAUGUAAAAGGAAUAACAUUUCUACAAUAUAGAAAAAUUUAUAAGCUCUUCACUUAAAUCUCAUUAGGUUCUCCAUAUUAAUCUGAGCAGUGACAAAAAAAUUGAUGAUGAUAAUAACAAUAUAGUCACACAUAAUUACAUUAUCAGACUAAAUGAAUUUCUUCGCAUUUUCAAAGAAAUUUGUGGCAAAACAAAAAACAAAAGUACCAAAAUAGAUGAUGAAGGUGCAUCAGUCUUAAGUUCUGCUUUGGCAAAAUGCACUAAUCUCGCAAAUUUGACACUUAAUCUUGAGUAAAAUUAAAUUGGCGAUAAAGGUACAUCAGAUUUAAGUUCUGGUUUAGCAAAGUGCACUAAUCUUUCAAAUCUGGCACUUCAUCUCUAUUAAAAUAAAAUUGGUGCAGCUGGUGCUUCAAGCUUAGGUUCUGAUUUAGGAAAGUGCUCGAAUCUCUCAAAUUUGACACUUAAUCUUAGUAAAAAUAAAAUUGAUGCAGUUGGUGCAUCAGGCUUAGGUUCUGGUUUAGCAUAGUGCUCUAGCCUCUCAAAUUUAACACUUAAUCUUAGUUAGAAUUAAAUUGGUGACGAAGGUACAUCAGGCUUAGGCUCCGGUUUAGCAAAGUGCACUAAUCUUUCAAGUUUAACACUUGAUCUAUAGUAAAACGAGUUUAUUUGUCUAGGAUUGUGA
Messenger RNA from Tetrahymena thermophila SB210, 684 nucleotides. RefSeq lists its product as hypothetical. The transcript has 8 exons. Gene Ontology annotation, biological process: nucleocytoplasmic transport; activation of GTPase activity. The record is from RefSeq and is a predicted model, not a curated record. Gene Ontology annotation, molecular function: small GTPase binding; GTPase activator activity. Gene Ontology annotation, cellular component: cytosol; perinuclear region of cytoplasm; nucleus. NCBI's taxonomy places the organism in Eukaryota, Ciliophora, Oligohymenophorea, Hymenostomatida, Tetrahymenidae.